CUCAGAUUCUAUCUUCCUGCUUUCGUUCAGACUUGUAUAUAUUGUCUUUACUCUCCUUCGCACAGUCGCUUCUGUAUCAAAGUUUCAACUCUCUCAAUUCAUAAUCAAUUCCACCGCAGAAGUUCUCCUCAACUCUUUUCCCGUUUCCAUUUAAGCUGGGAAGUCUUUUCACUGGCCAGGGAAAUUGACAAACUCCCAGCCGGGAUGCAACCUCCAUCACCAAAAGUCCUCAUCAUCGGCGCAGGAAUCUCCGGCCCCAUCCUCGCUCUUCUGCUCAAAAUGAAAGGCUACUCUCCCAUCGUUCUCGAGAAAGUUCGUGAACUCGGCGAUGCAGGGUCGGGUUUGAUGCUCAUGCCCAACGGCCUCAAAGUCCUCGCGCUCCUCGAUCUCGCGUCCCCGAUCACCACGUCGGUUCCGAACGUGCAAGCGAUCCGUGAUUACACAUGGGCAGGGGAAGAAAUAGGUGGUACGGACUCACCUUCGACAUGGAAAGAGACUUAUGGACAGCCCGUUUGUGGCGUAAAGCGUAGUGUUCUGAACCUCGCUCUCAAAUCUGCCCUGAAAUCAUCCGGCAUCCCUCUCCUCGAAGGCUGGAAACUGGACUCCAUCGUCGAAUCCACGGAUGCCGUGACGGCAACCUCCUCCUCUGGGCUCCAAGAAACAGGUUCUUUCCUGGUAGCCUGCGACGGCAUCCGUUCCGCGGCUCGCGCGAUCCUGCUCCGUCAGAGAGGCGUCGUGGAGAUUGAGCCCGUGUUCACGGGAUUGGUGCAGGUUGCUGGGAUCUCGAGGACGCCGCACGCGGUGCUGGGGAAGAAGGGGGUGUGGAAGAAUUUCUAUGGGCCGGGACGACACUUUAUUACGUUUCCUAGUUAUCGCGUUGAGGAGGGGAUGACCGGGUGGGCUAUCACAAGCCGGUCCGAGACGAAGGAUGUCGAGACGUGGCAGUCGAUGGAUGCGGAUCAGCUGAAGGAUUUCAAGAGGAGGUUGAAAGCGGAGUUUGAGGGGUGGUGCGAGGAGGUUAGCGAGUUGGUGGAUGCGGCGGAGAAGGUGAUUAAGUAUGGACUUUAUGAUAGGGAGGCGCUGGACCCUGAGAAUUGGGUAAGUAGAGGCGGAAGGUGUGUGCUUGUGGGUGAUGCGGCACAUCCUACGAGUCCGCACUUGGGACAAGGCGCUAAUCAGGCGUUGGAGGAUUGUUGGUGGUUGUCUGAGCUGUUGCCGAAUGUUUGUGAUGGGGUGGAUGCCGAUGAGUUGAAGAGGGCUUUUAAGGAGUUCGCGGAGAAGAGACAGCCGAGAACUGCGGCGCUGGUGAAGGGGGCGAGGAUGCAAGGGGAGAUGAGAGUUGCAGGUGGUGGCGAGGAGGGGAGAACGAGGGAUGAGAGGUUGAGAGAUGGUUGGAGGGAUCUGGACGCUGUGAAGGCUAAGUGGGAUGGGUUGUUAAGAGGGCCGUUUUCAUGCUAGAGGAUGUAUCACGUCCACCACCUCAACCACGUUCACCCCUUCUCGUUUGCUUAAUCAGAACUUCUC
Hyaloscypha bicolor E is the source of this 1524-nucleotide messenger RNA. RefSeq names its product FAD/NAD(P)-binding domain-containing protein. Bases 205 to 1458 code for a protein of 417 amino acids. The transcript has a single exon. The record is from RefSeq and is a predicted model, not a curated record. Gene Ontology annotation, molecular function: FAD binding; monooxygenase activity. NCBI's taxonomy places the organism in Eukaryota, Fungi, Ascomycota, Leotiomycetes, Helotiales, Hyaloscyphaceae.